AUGUCGACCACCGUCCAUGUCUCAGGUAUCUCUCAUGAUACCAGUGAGAAGGAAGUCAAGGACUUCUUCAGCUUCUGUGGCAAGAUCACCUCAAUCUCUGUGACACCAGAGUCCGGCGCCCCAGACGCUGCAAAAUCUGCCUCUGUGACCUUCGAGAAGGAAACCGCCGCUAAGACCGCCCUCCUCCUCGAUAACACCCAGCUGGGAAAAUCUCAAGUCCAUGUGUCUGCCGCCAGCACCAUCGAUGACGUUGCUUCCAAGGCCGGCGCCGCAGUCUCGUCCGCCCCUGGUGACGACCACAUCUCACAAGAAGACAAGCCACGUUCAAGGAUUGUGGCCGAGUAUUUGGCUCAUGGCUACCAUCUCUCAGACCAAGUCAUCUCAAAGGCAAUUGCAUUGGACCAGAAGCACGGCUUCAGUAAUCGGUUCACCAGUGCCCUGACCAACUUCGACCAAAAGUACAAGGCCACCGACACAGCUAAGUCUGUGGACACCAAAUACGGUGUGAGCGACAAGGCGAUGAGUGCCUGGGGUGGAUUUCACACGUACUUUGAGAAGGCGCUGGGUACUCCCACGGGACAGAAAAUCAGGGAGUUCUACGUUCAAGGAGACAAGCAAGUCAGAGAUGUCCACAACGAGGCUCGCAGAUUAGCAGAUCUCAAGGCUGGCAAGCAGUACGAGCCAGAGCCGCUCCCAGGAACGGACAAGACAGUCUGCAAAUGUGGUGGCGAGGAAGGGACAUGUGGAUGUGCUCCAGGUCAUUGCAACUGUGCUAGGUGCGCAAAGAGCGACGUUGGGGCCAUCCAACCAGAACCGGUCAAGGGCACUGACAAGACAGUCUGCACCUGCGGAGGUUCUGAGGGCAAAUGUCCUUGUCCUCCUGGCCAUUGUGCCUGUGCAAACUGCGCAAAGGGCAGUUCUGAGGCAACCACCGAAGCAAAGGAGGCUGCUCAGGCCAGCGGGCAACAAUUGCCGACCGGGGCUGUGUAG
Fonsecaea erecta is the source of this 990-nucleotide messenger RNA. RefSeq lists its product as hypothetical. Gene Ontology annotation, molecular function: RNA binding. The transcript is spliced from 3 exons. Lineage: Eukaryota; Fungi; Ascomycota; Eurotiomycetes; Chaetothyriales; Herpotrichiellaceae. The coding region runs from base 1 to 990 and encodes 329 amino acids. The record is from RefSeq and is a predicted model, not a curated record.